Funneliformis geosporum is the source of this 354-nucleotide messenger RNA. The record is from the annotation of a GenBank genome assembly. Lineage: Eukaryota; Fungi; Glomeromycota; Glomeromycetes; Glomerales; Glomeraceae.
AUGAAUAUAAUCGAUUAUAUUGUUCAAAAUCUAAACAACAAUACUUCCGAAUUUAAGCGAAAUUUAGCUAGACUCCUUCAAACCUUUACGGUAAAUGGUAACUUAAACGUCCCUCAACCCGGUAAUCCGGUAACAAUGUACAAUGUCUCUACAUAUUUCAAUAGACGUAACAACAGUCGUUUUAGAAGGAGAGCUACGAAUGCUCGAGGUGCCUUACGUGUUAUCGUGUCACAAGCAGCACAACAAAUCCAAAUAAACGACUAUAAUGUUAUUAGUAGGGCGACGGACAUGUUGAAGAAUGCCAUUACUUUCAAUGAAAGAAAUGGCUAUAGAUAUUUGGCAAGUCAAGUUUAG